Molecule: messenger RNA, 5859 nt
Organism: Bufo bufo (common toad)
Lineage: Eukaryota; Metazoa; Chordata; Amphibia; Anura; Bufonidae
Gene: FOCAD
Product: focadhesin
Exons: 44
Coding region: 75-5447 (1790 amino acids)
Biological process (GO): regulation of post-transcriptional gene silencing
Source: RefSeq, a predicted model, not a curated record
UUUCAUCAUCCGGGUUAUGCAGAAUCGAACAUAAAGCGCUUCCUUUUAUCAUAUUGUUUCAGUGAUUGCUCAAAAUGUCAGAAGAUUUGAAGAAAAGAUUAGAAUUUCCAAACUCGCUUAUUCAGACACAGGCGGUUGCCCACUUGGUUGCUUCUGUAUUGAAAGAAAAUGCUUCUUCUGGGAUUAUCAAACAAUCUUCAAAUCAGACUCCAUCCCUGAAUGUCCUCUGGGAGAAGUGCUGCUGUGACAAUGUUGUAGUGAGGACAGCCUGUUGCGACGCCCUGGUAACAUUAGUACAACAGAAACAUGCAUAUUUCACCUAUGUUCUCAAUGGUGUCCUAAACCUUAUCCCUUCUGCCAGUUAUUUGCAGGGAUUGGUAAGGUGUGUUUGGCGGCUGCUUCAAAUUGAAGCACGGAAUGCAGAUCAAGAUAGAGACCAAACCUACAAGUGCGCUUAUAAGAUCUGGAACCCCCCACAUCCAUUUAUCACCAUGCUCGAAAACAGACCUAGCUGUUGGGCCCGUCCUUUUUGCAGCAGAAUCUCUGCUAUGUCUCCACUCUCUUCACACUGGGAUGACCCAUCUACUAUUAACAUGCUGACACCUUUUCUGAGAUACUUGUUUUGCGAGCCUUCACAAGUUCAGGAGUUGUGUGCCUUCCGAUUGGGCAUAAGGAAAGCUUUACUUCAUUCAGAUCCAAAACAAGUCGUCCGCCUGUUAUUUGAUUUAAUAGGCUACAUGCAGCUCUCAGAUUGUGCACAAGUGACGGAAGCUACCAUGUACAUGAAGGAUAUGUGUACAAAAUUUUUUGAACAUCCUGACUUUUGGAGAAAUGAGCUUUGUCUGCUGUCACUACAGGCUUUGUGUGUGUGUGAGUACAGCCUAAAAGUCACUGGUGACUGCUCCACCCUCCUACAAAUUCUGGAAGAAAAUAUCAACCUGCUGAAAAAAGGUUUUCCUAAAGAACAGAUUUUAACUGGACUUAGCUUGCUUCUGCUGCAGUCUCCAUGCAAUCAUCAUAAGCAAAUUCUAAAUUUAGCUCUAAAGAUUUUGGUAUUACCAGAUGGAAGCAAAGCUCCAGCCAUUGCUGAAGUGUUGAUUAUGCCGAUAUUACAUGUAUUAUCAUCAGCAACCUUGUCAGACUGCUUCAGCGAGAAGGAUAGAGGAAUGCCUUUACAGCAAUUGGCGCUAACGGUUUUGGAGAAAGUACAAGACACAGAGAAGGAGAAAGAAAAAGUGCUGUAUGUGGUGCUGCCUCUUCCCCUGGCUUCCUGGCACUGCACAGUGACCUCUACCCUGAAGAUCUUAAACAUGCUUAGAGAUGAUAUGACCGCGGCCUGCAGCUGGCUGGCUUCUCUGUCUUCAGUGCUUCCCUUCACCAGCUCUGUGCCCACACAUGUGUCGCUGCUGCUGGGAUAUCUACUUAUCCAUGAAACGGGAGAAAAUUUGAGAAGCGUUCUGAAAGUCAUCAGUGAAGUUGCCAAAACGGAUUCUUCUCAGGUCCCCUACUUGGUUUCAGUGUUGAUGUUCAGACUUGGUCAUACCCAGGAUCCUGAACUGGCCCAUGAAAUUCUGUAUACACUGCCUGCCUUGGGUACACAUAAGGUGUGCGUGCCACAGAUCUUGCGGGCUUUGCAGAUGAUAGGCAGUACAUCAAAGCUUCAACCCAUCACGCUGCGUUUGAUGACUUCCUUGUGGGAGAAGCAGGAUCGAGUCUAUCCAGAACUUCAGAAACUGAUUGCCAAGGCUGAUUCUCAAAGCUUAUCAAUUGGGAAGGAGACACAGUGGGAAAAAACUGUUGCUAAAGCAGCAACUAUCAGAGACAUCUGCAAGCAAAGGCCGUAUCAGCAUGGGGCAGACAUGCUGGCUGCCAUUACUCAAGUGGUGAAUGAAUGUACUAAACCUGACCAUUCUACUCCUGCAGCCUUGGUAUUACAGGGUCUUCAUGCUCUAUGUCAGGCUGAGGUGGUGGACAUUCGAUCUACCUGGAAUGCUCUGUCUCCUAAACUAGGCUGUGACAAGCGUCCCCUUGUGCUGAAGGUGCUACAUGAAUUCUUUUCUUUGGUUCCUUCUUUAGUUGUGAAAUCAGAAGACUAUGAGAAAUUCAAAGCCGAAAUUCUCAGCAUCCUUUGGAGUCAUUCGCAGACUAACGAUCAUAGAGUGUGUAUAUCUGCGUACAAGUCACUCUGUGAGUUUGACUCUGAUGAACAUACUAUACUUCAUCUUCCUGAGCAGGCCAGACCAGAGAUUAUUCCACCAGAUGAAUGUGAAGAGACUGGAGAAGAGGAAGAUAAAGAAGUGGACCUAUCUGUACCAGGUUCUUCAUAUAUCAAACUCAUGGCUCUUACCCCUUCUUCUGUAUUACCUGCAUAUGAAGAGUUCCUUUCCUCACUGGUGAAACAGGAAAUGAGUCGCAUGCCACGUGGUGUCUAUCAUAAUGCCCUCAGAGGUGGCAUUAUAAGAUCUGACCAGGGGAAAGCUGUAGCGGGAAUCCCAAGUUUUAUGUUAAAAAUGUAUGAGAAAAACAAACAGCCCGGCCUCAAACCAGGACUUGCAGCCGGCAUGCUGCUGUGCUAUGACCUGCCGGUUCAGACGGACAGAGAUGGCAGACCCAUCAAUCGCUUUCUUGCCAGCCGGGGCCGCAGUUACCAGCAGAUGUUAACGGCUCUUAUACAUGAGGUAAAUAUCCAGACCUCUGAAUGGCAUCGAUCCAUCCUACUUCCACAGUCUUGGCUUUGCUUCAUGACAAGGACAUACCAUGCUGUACUGCAGGGCAGACAAGCUGAGCUGGAGAUGCAGCUGAAACAUGGAAAAGAUGACCCACAAGAAAUUCAGUAUAAGACAUUUACAGCUUGGCUAUGGGUGAGAGAUGCUCUUACUGAAGUCAUCCGGUCUGCAGUCAAAGAUAGCCCCGUGGUGAAGGGGAAUGCUCUCUUGGCACUUACCGGAUUAGCAGUUGCCGUAUCUAAAUAUGAAAGCAGUCUUCCUUCAGAAACUGAAGGUGCCCCAGAAAUUGGACAUGAUAUAUUGCCCACCAACGCAUGGCUUGGUAUGGUGGUUGAUACCCUGCUGAGUAUUAUCAACAGUCAUUACCAUCCCAAGGGCAGAAUCUUUCCUUGGUUCCAACAUAAAUCCUACUCCGGUGAGAACACUGCCAGUGUCAUUGCCCGCUCUUGUGCAGCCACAGGCCUGUCUCUGUUGGUCCCAGUACUCGUUAUGUCAUUUAAAGAAAAAGUUGAGGAAAUUCUAAACCUUCUCACAGCAAGGUUACCUGGGCGGCCAGCCGCAGAUGAUUCUCAGGCUCUACAAGUUCAUAUUGGACUGGCUCUUGGGAUGUUCAUCUCCCAUCUGUGUGAGGAGAAAAUCAGUGAUACUUCUGGGCAGCAAAUGAAUUUGCUAGUAAUGAAAUCACUGGAUGCACUGGAGAGCUGCUGCUUUGACCCCAGCCUGGAGUACAACAUUGGCUGCAUUCUAGGCGUGGGCUUGGUCCUUUCUUUCAUGUGUCAGAACAGUCAGACGGACAGCCGGGUCCAUGUCUCAGCUACUCUUCGUAAACUGGUUGAGUGUCUGGAUAACAGCAGUGACCAAAGCCGAGCUGUGCAAGAGGUCUUGUCAUAUGCCGUUGCUGGUGUUUCUGUGUCUGCGUUCAGUGCAGGCAUUUUAGGUGCUGAGGAGGCAGAACUACAUAUGAAUAAACUAAAGACUUUGACUGAGCAAAAUCAGCAGACAGCAGGUUUAGCUUUGGCACUGGGAAGUAUUGUUCACGGCUUGUCCGUGUGUGGCCAUGGGAAAGCUGAGGACUUGAACAAUCGCUUGCUGCCUGCCUGGAUAAAAAUCCUGCUUGCAGAGGGUUGUCCUACAAUGCAACGCUUAGCUGCACUCCAUGGACUUGUGGCCUUGGUCGGAUCUGAAUCAGGAGUCAUUCAACUAAAAUCUGAAGCUAUUCAGUCAUCUCUCUACCAAAGCAAACUUAAUGAAGUAAUAAAAACAAUUACUCAGAUUGUUAGCUUUUCUGGAGUUCUUGGCUUACAGACUAAUGCAGCUUGGAUCCUCGGAUAUCUUCACUUGUCUAGUCUGUCUUCAUCUCAGAGCAGAACUUCUGUUCCCCCAGAUUUCAGCUAUCUGCCUGAAAGAAGUUUAAUACGUGCUCUCGUGGAUUUCCUAGUUUCAGCCGGAAAGAAAGGCCCUGAAGCAAUCCCUCCAGCCUUGGUCAAGGUGUGUGUGUCGUCCAUUGCUGCAGCCGCUGAUGUUCAUCAGUACCCACCUGUUAACUGGGCAUCCAUACUUGCUCCUUUAAUGCGACUGAACUUUGGUGAUGAAAUCCAAAAACUCUGUGUCCAGAUAGCAGUAACUCAGGCCCAGACCUCUUCGAAUGCAGCUGUGCUGCUUGGCAUUUGGGUGGUACCACCCUUAGUUUACAGCCUUAAUGUCACAACCCGCUCAUACCUGGUUACUUCUCUGUCACUGUGGAUGAAGCACGUCUCUGAGGAUAAGCUGCAGACGUUUGCUAAUGUGUUCAUGAUUGCUCAGUUUGAUGCCCAAAUUAAGACAAUGGAUGUGACGACGUCGAAUAAUAUUUUGCUGGGUCUGGCCCAAGCUAUGAAGCUUCCUAACCCCCCACAACAUUGCUGGAGUUUUCUGUGUACAACCAUAGAAAGGCUAUACCAGCUAUUACCAGAUGAGAUUCAGAAGACUAACAUGGGGAUGUACAUUGAAGUCGCUAAAUGCAUCUCAGAAUUGGCAGAUAGUGAAGUUGAAAGGAUUUGCUGUAUUUCCAAGGACAACAUCCUAAAGUCUACUUUUGUUCGAGGGUACCUCAUUUCUCAAGGACGUCUGCCACUGUCAUGCUUAAGAGAAGUGAGAGAAGUAGCCCUAGAGUGCAAAGAUAAAAAGACUAUCAUUUGGAUGUUAUUACAGACCUUCUAUCAAGCAAGAGUCCUAAGCCAUCAGAAUACAGGCAUCUUAAAGCGAUUGGACUGGCUGCUGGAUUUGAUCAGUUACACUAGAAACAUAGCUUAUAAGUCCACACCUUUGCAGAAUGUUCUUCUAAGUAAGGGAGUGGACUUCCUGCUACAUGUUUUUGCUGUGUCUGUAGUGGCCUGGGGUGAUCGUACAACACCUUUACUUCUUGGGAUCCAUGGCAGCUGGUUGUCGUGGAAUCAUGAAUCCUCUUUUACCACUGGUUCUUUGGGAAAGCAGCCUAUGGACAUGUUGACCAUAAAUGAAUGUUUUACUGCGUUACCAGCAAGUUUGCAGUCGCUAUUAGCAAAAGAGCCUUGGAAGGAACAUGCUCAGAAGUUUAUUGAUUGGAUGAUAAACCUCCUUGAAAGUCCAGAAGGAGCCUUAUCAGAGGAAUCAAGAACUGUUCUGAAAGCUUCACUUUUUAACUUGAGAGGUCUUCCAGAGUUUAAGAGGAAAGCUGUGUGGACCAGAGCUUUUGGCUGGUAACCGUCUCCUGUUUCAUCAACUAGCCAUCAUAUGACUCAGGAAUGUCAUUUAUAUCAACGUCUGGUUAUUGAAUCAAGCCACAUUGAUUUGUGUAGUCCUGUAGUACUUUGUAAAAUGCCAGGCUGUAUUUGGACCAAAAGUGUCCUUUAUAUUUAAACUUACUGUCGGCUGUAUUUAAAGGGGUUUGUCCCAUUAAAACAACUUAUCCCCUAUCCAUGGAAUAGGGUAUAAGUGUCUAAUUGGUGGAGGUCUGACCACUGGGGCCCCCACCAAUCACGACAUUGGGGGCCUGUCUUCCUCCAUUUGAAUGCAGCAGGAGGCACACAUGCACAUCCGCCACUCCAUUCAACUCUAUGGGCCUGUUGAGUAUACUUAAGCAGAAGACUUGGUUAUCUAUGGCAGCCCCAUAGAC